Saccharomyces paradoxus is the source of this 426-nucleotide messenger RNA. RefSeq names its product Aim11p (gene AIM11). The transcript has 2 exons. The record is from RefSeq and is a predicted model, not a curated record. NCBI's taxonomy places the organism in Eukaryota, Fungi, Ascomycota, Saccharomycetes, Saccharomycetales, Saccharomycetaceae. Gene Ontology annotation, cellular component: mitochondrion. The coding region runs from base 1 to 426 and encodes 141 amino acids.
AUGAACGGUACUAUGGCCGAAGAGAAGAAGGAGUACAAGAAACGGAGGGUUCUCCAAAUGGCCAAAUUUUAUGGUGCGGCCGCUUUCACCCUGAUCACCAUGAGGCUAAUCUCCAGGGCCAUAAAAGUACGAAAAUAUGUUCCCACUAUGUUCCAACAAAACUACAAGCUCCCACCAUUUUCCCAAAGGAAUGAAGCCAUGUCUGCAUUAACAUUUGCAUCCGCUGCUUCAUUAGGGACGUUCAGCACAUUAAUAUUCGGAUUUUGUUGGGCACUUGAUAUUUCAACAGCAAGAGAGUUUGUCUUUAAGACUAGAGAGCUUAUGGAUCUUCCACAAACUUUGGACACUGAUACAAGCAUGGACGAGGAAACCGCCAAAUUGACUAGGCAAUUGCAAGACCUACUGUCGAGCGAAAACAACAAGUAG